AUGCAUUUUCUGCGGAGUGCCAUAAUCUCCCUGCUCGCUGGCACUAGUCUUGCCCGGCCGGGGAGUCAUGAUAAAGCUUCCUCAGCCAAGCAAGCACGCGCCGCUGGGUAUGCUCUCAAGGAGCCACCAUUGACAACCCCCUGGACGGACAAAGUGGGCACUGAUCCGUGGCCUGAGUAUCCACGACCACAGAUGCAGCGAUCUCAGUGGCAGAACUUGAAUGGUGUAUGGCAAUAUCAGAAUGCAUCUAGUCUCGCUGCUGUUCAGAAUCCACCUUUUGGACAAGAUCUUGCACAGGAUGUUCUCAUUCCUUCUUGUUUGGAGAGUGGUUUGUCAGGAGUUCAGGGUGAGUAUAUGAUAUACUCGUGGUUCUCAACCUCAUUCAAGGUGCCAACAAACUGGCAUGGUCAGAGUGUCUUGCUCAAUUUUGGAGCGGUGGACUAUGAAGCCACGGUUUUUGUCAAUGGACAAAAAGCAGGCUUUCAUCGCGGUGGAUAUUUCCGUUUCACUCUGGAUGUUACCUCGUUCCUGAAGCCGGGACAACAAAAUGAACUUCUUGUCUUUGUGCACGAUCCCACAGACGAUGGUGAUUAUGUGAUUCCUAUUGGAAAGCAGACUCACAGACCCAGUCAUAUCUUCUACACGCCUUGUAGUGGAAUUUGGCAAAGCGUCUGGAUUGAGGCUGCGCCACAAAAUCAUGUCUCGGGACUCGACAUUGAUGGAAACAUGGAAGGCCAAGUCAAUAUGACCGUGCAUACUUCCUCUGCCAAUGUCGCCACGACUGUUCAAGUUGUCGUGCAUGAUGGCGAGAAUGUUGUUGCAACUCACAGAGGUCCAACGAACCAGCCAUUCCAAUUCAAGGUCGACUCCCCAAAGCUGUGGUCCCCAAGCUCACCUAAUCUGUAUAAUAUCACGGUCACAUUGGGCAAAGAUCAGGUCCAAAGCUAUACAGGAUUCCGUACUAUCUCCAAGGGCACUGUCGAUGGUGUCGUUCGGCCGUUGUUGAACGGCGAGUUCAUAUUCAUGUUCGGCACCCUCGACCAAGGCUUCUGGCCCGAUGGAAUCUACACAGCACCUACCAAAGAGGCCAUGGUCUAUGAUCUCCAGAUGCUGAAAAGUCUCGGCUUCAACAUGGUCCGCAAGCAUAUCAAAGUCGAGCCUGAGCUUUUCUAUCGUGCUUGUGAUGAGCUGGGCCUGCUUGUUAUUCAGGACAUGCCUGCCUUGCGGCCGAUUCAGAGCAGAACGCUGGCCAACUGCACCUCUCAGACCAUUUUGCCUAAUGCAGCACAACAGGCUGAAUUCUCGCGGCAGUUGGAGGUCUUGGUGAAUCAGCACAAGAGUUUCCCCAGUAUUGCAACUUGGAUAAUCUACAAUGAAGGCUGGGGGCAGCUGACUGACUACUAUCCUGAAUUCGAGUUGACCGACCGAGUCAGACAGCUGGAUCCGACACGGCUAGUGGAUUCGACAACCGGUUGGUACGACCAUGGAGCAGGAGACUUUAGUGAUAAUCACCAUUACGCCAACCCGCAAUGUGGAACCCCAUUUUACUCCACCUCCUCCAGCCCUUACGACGACACCCGGAUCGGCUUCCAAGGAGAAUUUGGCGGAAUAGGCAACAACGUCUCCAUUGAGCAUCUCUGGAACAACCAAAACGCAAUCAACACCAUCAAUCAGACCUAUGAGAUUGAUAUUACUCUCGACGCCUGGAACUACCGGAGUCACCUCCUCCUCAGCGAAUUGCAGGACCAGGUGCGCCUUUUCUCGUGCAGCGGUGGGGUCUGGACCCAGACCACCGACGUAGAAGGCGAGGUCAACGGACUCAUGACCUAUGACCGACGCUUAUCUCGAGUUGACGAAGACCAGUGGAAAGCCGACAUCCAGGGUCUGUAUGAUGCAGCAGCGGCACGAAGUAACGGUACCAUGUCUUCGUGA
This is a messenger RNA of Penicillium pulvis, 1932 nucleotides long. RefSeq names its product putative hydrolase. The record is from RefSeq and is a predicted model, not a curated record. Bases 1 to 1932 code for a protein of 643 amino acids. Gene Ontology annotation, biological process: carbohydrate metabolic process. The transcript has 8 exons. NCBI's taxonomy places the organism in Eukaryota, Fungi, Ascomycota, Eurotiomycetes, Eurotiales, Aspergillaceae. Gene Ontology annotation, molecular function: hydrolase activity, hydrolyzing O-glycosyl compounds.